Rosa chinensis is the source of this 4140-nucleotide messenger RNA. Its product is annotated as ankyrin-3. NCBI's taxonomy places the organism in Eukaryota, Viridiplantae, Streptophyta, Magnoliopsida, Rosales, Rosaceae. The record is from RefSeq and is a predicted model, not a curated record. Gene Ontology annotation, molecular function: protein binding. The transcript is spliced from 7 exons. The coding region runs from base 418 to 2676 and encodes 752 amino acids.
AUUCAAAUGAAUACACGGGAACCAUUUAUCUUAUCAUCUUCUCAUUCUUCUGUGCAUAUUUUCUUAGGCCUAUUUUAUCCUGUCUCACAGCCAACAGUCAACUCUGCCUCCACCACCACGCCCUCUAACUUUCACCGAACCCCCAUUCUGAGCCACCACUUCCCCUACCGAGUCCGUCAAGUCUAUCAACAAGGGUAAAAAUUAUUCUGAUUCUUCUCUCAAAACAGAAAACAGAAAACAGAAAUAUGGGAAAAGGAAAACCCAACACCCAUCCUGCUAUUAAAUCCUAAAGAUCCUCCCUUUUUCGGGUUCGGCUCCUCCGAUCUGCCUCGGCCGUCGUCACUGUCACGCCGCGAGUCUCAAAUCCUUGAAGGCACGGACUACUAUCGCACGCUUAACGAGAUUGAUUAUGCAGGCAUGUCAAAUACCGCAGGUGUCUCCAAUUCACCUGUUAUGGAAGUUCUUAACCGUAAUAACUAUAAAAAGUGGAGAUUGCGGGUAAAAACUUACUUGUUGGCCGAAGAUUUAUGGGAGGUUAUCGAAGCAAUCAGGGAACCUGUUACAAAAUUUGAUGACAACGAACCCGAAUACAAGGCUUGGACAAUAAAGAAUGCUAAGGCUUUAUAUGCAAUUCAAAAUUCAUGCGGACCAGAGAUGUUUCAUUUUAUAAGCGAAACUGAAACGGCCAAAAUUGCUUGGGAGACUUUGCAAAAAAUUUCGACAUUAAGAGGGCGUGUUGAGAACAGUGCCGAAAACUUCGAGCCUUACAUACCUUUCACCAAAUUUGUGAGCGAAGGUGAUUGGAGUAAGGCAAAGGAGUACCUUAAACUUAAAGAACUAGAUCUCCACAGCGCCGUAAGAGCAAUAGAUCCGAGAAUCGGGUUUGGAGACACAGCCAUUCACUUAGCAGCCAGGCAAGGACACGUGAAUAUUGUGAAAGAGUUGGUGCUGUUGAUGACCCCAGAAGAUUUGAAAAUGAAAAACGCUAAAGGUGCAACAGCUCUUCAUGCAGCAGCAUGGAGUGGGCAAUUGCUUACUGUCAAGGAGUUGGCGCUGUUGAUGGGAGAAGAAAUAAACACCGUUGGUGACACAGCUCUUCACACAGCAGUACGUAGAGGGAAGGUGGACAUUGUGAAAGAGUUGGUGCUGUUUAUUCCAAAAGACUUGAAAAUAAAAAAUAAUUAUGGUUACACAGCUCUUCACCUAGCAGUCGAGAUGAGAAAUGUGCCUAUAGUGAAAGAUUUGGCAGCGUUGGGGGGAGAAGUGAGAGGCCCUGAUGGUGACACUGCUCUUCAUUUAGCAGUCAAGAUGGGGGCUGCAAAAAUUGUGAAAGAGUUGGUGUUGUUAAUGAGAAGGGAAGAUUUGGCAAUAAAAAAUGAUGAAGGUUACACAGCUUUUCACCUAGCGGUAAAGAUGGGUAAUGUGCCUGCUGUGAAACAGUUCAUGACAAAAGAAAAAGAGCGAGACUUUGAUAGCUAUAUUCAGUUCACCACUCACGUGGCAAAUGGUGAUUGGGGUAAUGCAAAGGAGUGCCUUACAAAACUAGAUGAUCCCUGUGACGCAAUAACGAUAGUUGAUCCAAGAGACGGAAACACUGUUCUUCAUGUAGCAGCUAGAGAAGGUCAUGUGCGUAUUGUCAAAGAAUUGAUAUCAUUAGUGAGACAAGAAAAUUUGCAACAGAAAACUGUAGAAGAUUUCGCAACUUUUGGUUAUGGUAUAAAUUUAGGCGUCACUGAAGAAGUUCUCAUGGAAAAGGUCAAAUAUAUGGUUGAACAGUACGAGAAAACACUUGCCAGUAUUUUGGAUGUACAAAAUGCACAAGGUUCCACAGCCCUUCACAUAGCAGUAUCCAAGGGUAAUUUAGAUAUUGUGAAAGAGUUGGUACCAUUAAUGAGAAAAGAAGGUUUAGAAAUAGAAGAUGUUGAAGGAUACACAGCUCUUCACAAAGCAGUUGGGAAUGGUUAUAUUGAUAUUGUGAGAGAGUUGGUGCCAGUGAUGAGACAAGAAGGGUUAGAAUUAAAAACAGCUGGGGGCUUCAAUGCACUUCACCUUGCAGUCAUGUCUGAGCUGACUGAGCAUAUGAAUAUUGCAAAAGAGGUGAUGCCAUAUAUGAGAAAAGAAGCUUUGGAAGAAAAAGAUGAUGAAGGUUAUACAGCUUUAGGUCGUACGUUAGAAGUAAGCGAGGAUAAAGACGUGAUGGAAAUAGCUGGGUACAUGGCUGAAAACAACAAUAAAGUAUUUGGCAUUAGGACGUCUCCUGGUAAUUGGAUUCCAGUUGUCAGUGCUACCGUUAAGAGAGAGUGGGAUUUGUGUCGCUAUCUCUAUUCUCGUACUCCCCCUGAAUAUCUAAUGCCUGAGCACGGGAUGGAUGGCGCACGGUUGAUUAUCGAUUGCUUUAGAGCGAAGGAGCUUGGUAUGGCUUUGGACUUACUUCGGCGUUGCCCUAGAUUGGCCAUCAGUCCAACCAACUCUGGAUGUCCCCCCAUAAUGGAAUUGGCUGGCAUGCAUUCUGCAUUCUUGAGUGGAACCCAACUUGGAUUUUGGCAACAUUUGAUCUAUAAUCGUUUACUCAUUGAACCUGCGAAUUUGGAAACUCCUGAUACUUGCAUCAAUAUUUCAAGACAACAGGAUGGUGGAGACAAUCAAAUGGAUCUCAUUCAUUCAGGAAAUAGGUAAGCCCUUUAUUGAACUAAAAUGAUUACAAAUUACAACCCUCAGCUGCAACUGCAGCUAGGAGAAAAUCAGGAGUACAAAAAUAAAAACAAGCUUGCGUAAGUGUACUAGCAUGCGCAGCUAACCGGGUCGUUCCUGUCUGGUUUUGGGUAUGAGGCGAUGGCGUUUUGGAGCAGUCGUGGAUUGACGGUGCUAACAAUAAGCCGGUAACGGUGUUGGGUUUACUUUAGUCCCAGGUCUGAGUGGCCGACAAUCCUUUCAACAGGUUUAGGUCACAACGAGUGUAGGCUUGGUCAAUCAAAGGCUGGUUAGGUGGAUUCUAGGUGGCGAGUUAGUGUUGUCAAAGUUGAGUGUCAAGUUUCAUUGCCUCUGCGCAUGUUGUCUUUGCCAUCUAGUUGUUGUGUAAGCUUUAUUUCUUUAGUCGGAGCCUUUUGGGCUCCUUCAGUCAGUCAUUAUAGAGUUCCAGUGUGAAAUCUAGUGGCCAUUUUGGUGUAAGAGAUGUUGCCCAAAAUCGUUGUAACCAGUUCAUUAUUAAUGAAGUUUCUUCUUGAUAAAAAAAAAAAAAAAAAAAAACCAGACAGAAAGGAGAAAUUAAAAAUGAAAAACCUAAGCCCCCUAGGUUCUCAUAUUACUUCAACGAAUUCAAUGCAAAUUUUCAAACAAUUGCCUGAUCUAAUUCUGUUCUCACUGUAUUUUUCAUUUGAUUUCAAAAGUCCCGGCAGAUUUACCUUCUGAUGAAGCUUUCAUUGACCUAGAAAAAUUGCUAGAAGGAUCAACGUAGAGAUCUACCACCUUCUAAUCUUGUUGCCAAGCUCUUUAAGUAAGCCCACAUUCCUGUUGAGAUUAUCAGGGAUCUUGGUCGUGGUUUUGGAUAAUUUCACGGAUUAGCAAUCUAUUCUGGCCGGUCAAAAAUGUUUUGUCCUUGUUCAAAGCUCUUAUGAAAUGUGUGCACAACCUUGCUAUCUUAUUGGACUUCCUAUGACAGUACAUAUACCACCUUCCAUCUAAUUUGAGUUCAACCAAACCAAUGCUUGUCCGUGCAACACAACCCAUAAACGUGUAGAAGGUAGUAAUGGAAUUAUGCGAAUCAAAGUCGUCUAAUUGUUCUAAGCAUUGAAGAUAUGGAACAUACUUGGAAUAAAGCAUCAUCUAGGCAUAGGCGUCCCUACCGAGCUCAUGGCCAAAGCCCUUGCUGCCAUUGUCACGACAACUCCGGUUCAAAGCCACCAAUUGGAUCCUCAACCACAAUUCAUACACCACCACAAUCGUCUCCUCUCCCACAUCCACCUCAGCCCAAACUCUACCGCUUCUUCCUCUCCCAUUUCACUCCCUCCUCAAAUUCAUAACCCCGAGACUAACUAGAAGCAGAAUUAUCCUAGGACCCUAAACGGGUCUCCCCCUAAUCGCGUGUCUUCGAUUGAGGAAGAAGUAGUUCAAAAAAAAAAAAAAAAAAAAAAAACUUAGGGU